AUGGGAGAAUAAAUUUCCAAAGAUGCUUGCAAUUGCACUGAUUCACCUUAACAUUUAAAUACUAACAAUUAUGAUAAUUCCAUAAAUCAUUAAUAAACCAUUUCUCACUUUGAUGCUAUCAAUACUAAUGCAAAUGAUUAAUUAACAGAAAAAAAGCAUCCAUAAUCACAUUAGAUAGAUCUUUAAUAAACAAAUAAAAUAUCCUCAUUCUCACAUAUGGAUUAAUAAGGAAAAGUGCCCAUCUUAGUCCUAAGAGUAAUAGCAUCUGCAACUUUGGAAGAAAAUCAAAUUUUCGAGUUCUAACCAAAUUCUUAAUAAAAUGUUAUUUAUUUUGGUUGUAAAUACAAAAACAAAAAAGGGGGAUAUUAAAUUAAUCAUUUUAAAAUCCCAUCCGUUGAUAAUAAAUUGAAUAAAAAAAAUAGGGGGUAGCAUUUUUAUAUUAAAUAUGAUCAUAAAUCAGAAAGUUUUAAAAUCAAAGAUUUAGGAAUAGGAUUUGGAUGCUUUUUUAAAACUAAUGAAAUUAAAUUGUAAAAUAAUACCCUAAUAACAUUGGGAUAAAUGUAUUUUACAACAUAAAUAUGUUAUGGGUAAGAUUUAAUUAAAUUGCCAUCUUUUAAUAAUUUAUAGGAUGUAAAGGAAUUUAUUAUCAGUGGAUACCCUUGCGAUCGAUAAUGUUUUUUAUCUAUAGAAAGAGAUUAAUGGUACCUUAGAAUUCAAAUCUAUGGUGGAACGGCAAAAGAUGAUGUUUACAUUUUAGGAUCUAAAAAUUAUUUGCCUGUGACUAUAGGAAGAAAUAUAGAUUGUUUGAUUAGGUAUUAUGAUGAUGUUCUGUUAUCUAAAUAUCAAUGUACGAUUCUUUUUGAUGGGCAAUGGAAAAUUAUUGAUGGAAUUUAAGGAAAAUCGUCAACAAAUGGAACGUGGCUUUAUUUAAAAGAUGAAUAGACACUGACAGAAAAUAUGAUGUUGAAAACAAAUAAUACCAUANUUUAUAUCCAGAAGAAGCUCUGGAGAAAUUAAAAAAUUUAUCAUCCAAUCAAAGAAAAAAAAUAGAACUAAUUGCUUGUUCUGAGGAAGAAUCUCCAAAGGUAUUGUAAAAAGUUGUUAAUUCCUGUUAAUAAUACAUUGCUUCUGCUAAAAUACAAUCUUCAAUGUAACCUUAAUAGAUUGCUUAAGUUUGGAUCGAAGAAAUUAACCAAGCAACCCAUUAAAUAAAAAAUUGUUGAUCAAUUUUUAAUAAAUGAAAACUUAUUGAAAUAAAUUUUUUAUAAAUUUUUAUUUAAAGUUGUAAUUAUUUAGAUACUGUACACAUUUAUUGAAAAAUAUGUAAAUGAAAAUAUUAAUAUAAUUGAAGUUACAUCAAUAGAAAAGAAUUAAGCAAAUGUUUCUAUCCACUUAAAGAUUUCUUUAAUUUUAAUUAAUAAUAGUAAAAAAAUCAAGGUAAAGGAUUCAAAACAAAAUAUUUCAAAAAAUAUCCAUAAAAUAAAGCAUUUCUUUUUUAAGCCUUUAAUUGGGUCAAAUUAUUUAAACUGA
Paramecium sonneborni is the source of this 1530-nucleotide messenger RNA. Lineage: Eukaryota; Ciliophora; Oligohymenophorea; Peniculida; Parameciidae. The record is from the annotation of a GenBank genome assembly.